Messenger RNA from Oncorhynchus mykiss (rainbow trout), 3090 nucleotides. The record is from RefSeq and is a predicted model, not a curated record. NCBI's taxonomy places the organism in Eukaryota, Metazoa, Chordata, Actinopteri, Salmoniformes, Salmonidae.
AUCAUGUGGCGUACGGCGGACAUCGAAUACCCUAACACCGGGCUCCUGUUGUUAUAAAAUCUGCAAUUAUGAUGAUGGAGAAGAAAAAACAAAUGUUUCUUUUCCGAAACCUGUAAUGACAAGAUAAUACUUCGGAUAGUGAAAUAAUUAGGACGAAUACGAGUUAAAUUGUGACGUAUUUGGAAACAUUUUUCGUUCUGUUUUGAGACGCUUUCCUGCCUUGAUAGAUGAUCAAUGAAGUCGGUCAUUUGGGGAUUCAAAACGAAACUAUUUUCUUACCUUAGUUUGACAUUUUACAAACACCACCCCCCCUUUCUAUUCCUACAUCAAUAGGCCUAAGAAGACACAUUGUAGCCUAGUACAAUACCCCGUCUAAACGGAAACAGUCCCGCAGAUACAGCGUCUCAACUUGGAUCACUAAAUAUGAUUGGACUGAAGUACAACAUGUCUCUACCCAUGGCUGCAGGGGCAUUGUUAGUGGGCAUCCCCUACUCCAUCUCUCUCGUAGCCCAAUGGAUGUAUGGCUGGCCUAACAAGCCAGGCUAUAAAAAGUACAUUGAGGCUCUGAAGCCAAGGAGGAUAUACUGUCUGACUAGAGCUGUGCUGGAGAUGCUGAAAUACUUCCAGUACGGAAAACUCUACUUCCAGUGGAAGUCCUGGUACAAGAAUGUAGAAAACCACAAGCAUUAUGAAAAGGGAAUCACGUUUGGGCGUCGUAGUAACAAGCUGGAUUUGUAUUAUUCUCCCACGGUGGGCCAGCCAGGCAGUGGACCGGUGCCUGUGGUAGUGUUUAUAUACGGGGGAGCCUGGGGUUCAGGGGAGAGGUCCAUAUACUGUCUACUGGCCAUGCAGAUGGCUAAGGAGCUCAGUGCAACGGUGAUCUGCCCUGACUAUUGCACCUAUCCAAAGGGUAAUGUUUUGUGUAUGGUUCAAGAUAUUGCGGACUGUCUCAUUUGGGCGAGGGACAGCGGCCAUAAAUUCAACUUCGACAAAGAUAACAUUGUGUUAAUGGGCCACUCCGCUGGGGCUCACCUAGCAGCUCUAACCGUGCUGUUCAUGGUCGAGGGACGAGACGAGCUCUUUAUAGAAGCCAAGAAGCAGACAGAGAUCACCAUGGCAAUCAGAGGAGUUACAGGUUUGAGUGGAGUGUACAACAUCGUGGACCACUAUGAACAUGAACAGAUGAGAGCUGUGGAGUAUGUCUCUACGAUGCACAAAGCCAUGAAUGGACUGGAGAACUUCCCUUAUUAUUCACCCACACACCUACUGAAGAAAUUCAGCGAGGAGCAACUGAAAAGCGUUCCACCUUUCUGCUUACUCCACGGGACCAACGACAUCAUAGUUCCGGUGGAAUCUUCCCAGAGGUUCUCUGAGCUGCUCACGGCCCUGUCAAUCAAGGUAUCCCUGUACCUCAUGCCUAAAAUGGACCACACAGAGAUAGUCACCGAUCUCAUGGCGACAGACAGGCACUUCUACAAAACAGUGUACGGCUGCAUCAAACAGGAGUACAGCAAGUUCAUAGGCCAGGUCUGUGACUGCUGAACGAAACAACUAACACAAUACAUUAUUCAUUCAUGAUGUGCCGUAAUUCUUCUUGUUUACAUCUCUUUUUUUUCAGUUAAUUAUUAUGAUGAUACCUCGAAUUUACAAGAUUUUGACUUUUCGACAAAAACAAAAAAUAGUUUUAGCUCUCUGUUUUAAAUCUCAAUGAUGCUUUCUGUGGUGUGUGUUUCAUAAUGGUUCCAUGAUUGUAAACAAGACUGAAUGAUAUUUUAAUACAAUAAUUCCUGAUCUUUACACAUCAGAUUAUUUUUCAGAGCUGAUAGGAUUGGUCAAAAGAUUAGCCGGUAGAAAGAUCCGAAUUGGUCUCUCAAUUCAAUUCAAUUCAAUUCAAUUCAAGGGGCUUUAUUGGCAUGGGAAACGUGUUAACAUUGCCAAAGCAAGUGAGGUAGAUAAUAUAUAAAGUGAAUCUCUCUCUGUCUAAACAAAGCCCAUGUGUGUCAGACCUCAAAUGCACAUGCCAAAUAAUCGUGCCAGAUUUUUCACCUUUGGGACUAUCCCAUUGGUUCCAUUGUACCAGGUCAACUAAAUCAACUAAAUCAACUAAAUCAAGUAUUGGAUAUGUAUUUGGCUUCAUAAAAACACAUUUGAUUGAUAUAUUGAUCCAGCUGGAACCUUUUAUAUAGUGUUAGUGUUAACUCCCACUCUGACAGAGUAAUAUGGGCUAGUAUUCAGCAAAGCAUUGGCAACAUUCCCGUGUGGAUUAAGACGCCACAUCCUAAAUUGCACCCUAUUCCCUACAUAGUGCACUACUUUUGACCAGAGCCCUAUGGCACCAUAUUCCCAACAUAGGGCUCUAGUCAAAAGUAGUGCACUAUGGCACCCUAUUCCCUAUAUAGUGCACUACUUUUGACCAGAGCCCUAUGGACAGUGCACUAUAUAGGGAAAGGGGUACCAUUUGGGACAGAACCAAAACAGUUGAGCAGAUCUAUUGUAUAUGUUCUACUGAUAAUCUGUUGCAUUAAUAUGGUCAACCAGGAGAACAUUACAUUUUCAGUUAAAUGGUCAACCAGGAGAACAUUAGAUGUUCUGUUAAAUGGUCAACCAGGGCACAUUAGAUGUUCUGUUAAAUGGUCAACCAGGGCACAUUAGAUGUUCUGUUAUAUGGUCAACCAGGGCACAUUAGAUGUUCUGUUAUAUGGUCAACCAGGGCCCAUUAGAUGUUCUGUUAUAUGGUCAACCAGGGCCCAUUAGAUGUUCUGUUAAAUGGUCAACCAGGGCACAUUAGAUGUUCUGUUAAAUGGUCAACCAGGGCACAUUAGAUGUUCUGUUAAAUGGUCAACCAGGGCACAUUAGAUGUUCUGUUAUAUGGUCAACCAGGGCACAUUAGAUGUUCUGUUAUAUGGUCAACCAGGGCCCAUUAGAUGUUCUGUUAUAUGGUCAACCCAUUAGAUUUUCUGUCUAUUAAAUGUUUGAACAACUACAUCUACAUCUGAUGAAAUGUAUUCAUAACAUUACUCUAUUUUGCAUUUUGAAUAUCUGCUCUUAAAAGUUAUGUAUGGAUUUAUUUAAUAAAAGUCUUAAAUUGUG